GGACAAUCCUACCAACCAGGUGCGGUACAAGGGCCUCUGUGAGCAUGGGUUAUACACACUUCCUUCCAAACUCCCAACCGUUGCGUAUCAAGCUAUCCAAGAGUCCACUUGGCAUCGUAGACUCGGUCAUCCAGCUCCUGCGAUUGCCAAAUCUAUUUUGUCUUCCUUAGGUUUUCAGUUUUCAGAGCCUUUACAUUGUGAAUCAUGUUAUGUCUCUAAGUCCUGUCGUUUACCUUUUGAAUUGCUCACAUGCUCCUGUCCCACUGACGGUCCAACCCCAGACCCGUCCCACCAGUCACGGACGACAGCCCGACACCCUCCCUAUGGACACGCCACAGACGAAAAAGGGAACGGAGGAGAUGGCUUUUCCGGAUGUCGACGAAUAGCAGCAACAGCAUCAUCCGCCAUGAAAGUGGUAGCGCAGUGCAGAGCAAGCAAGCGACAGGCGGUCCGGAUUCUCUUCAACAAGCAAAUCAAAACCCUAGAUUAAAGAAAUCAAAAUCAUCACGAGGUUCUGGAGCUGAGGGAUCCAGCCCGAAAUCAACAAGGAAGACGAAAAAACCCAAAAAUAUGGGUUGGGAGGAACAUCCAGAUUUUGAUGUUGAUGCUAGUCCCAAGAGCUCCAUUUCAGAUGUUUGUUGUCCUGAUUCACCAUGUUAUCCCAAAGUGGUGGUACCUGAAGAGGAUGUCCAGCACCAACAUACUAAGUCUGCUAUGAUUGCAUUGGCAUACUACAACAAGAAAAAUCACACUAACUACAAGCUUGUAGAGGCUUUAUGGAGCAAUGCCAAGUUGUACAAUGGACUCUGGAUUCAUUGCAACUUUAAAGCUAAGCCAGAUAUUCCUUCCAAGAGGGGUGAAGAUGCGAAUGUGUCAUCCAAGCUCUUCUUUGCUGAACUUUAUCAAUCAGAACCUUUUGUUUGGAAAACCAGUGCUUGUCGUGUUUUAAAUGGUUCCAAAACCAAAAGUGGUUGUCUGAUGUGCAAACGAGGGAUUCAUCCAACCCACGGGUUUAGGAAUGGGCUUUAUGAGUAUAAACCACGCACUCUACGCUCUCGAUCGGGUAAGGUUUGCCCAGCAGCACUCUGAUCUUUGACCUGAAGCUGGCUGGUAUACCAUGAGCGAGUUUAAUAUGAUGUUUCAAAACUCUCCGGACAGUGUAGUAUGUAGAUGUUUUAACAUGUCUUUUGUUUGUGGUUUAAUAUCUAUUUUAGGGUACUGUUUUGUAGGACUUGAAUGCCUAUUUAUGAUCACGAGUGGCUUUUUAAUUUAUUGCUAUUGUCAAUGGCCUCCUACAUUUUAUUUUGAAGAGUGUUUCGAAGAUCAUAAUGCCUGUUUUUGGUGGCUGGUGAUGUUUGUUUCU
Molecule: messenger RNA, 1363 nt
Organism: Cuscuta campestris
Lineage: Eukaryota; Viridiplantae; Streptophyta; Magnoliopsida; Solanales; Convolvulaceae
Source: the annotation of a GenBank genome assembly